AUGCAUGUGCGCUACCUGCACCCUCGACGCACCGUCGCCCCUGUGCCUGUCUGGCUAUCACAUCACGGCCAAAAACUCUGCACGCGCUGGCCCGCCCAGCCAGCCCACAGCACUAGCCCACCAUGCGCACUCGGCCCCGGAGCCUCUGUGCCGUCCAUCCUCCCCAACUGUCCAUGGAAUCAUGCGGAGAAGCGGCGCCACAACAAGGCCAUACUGCACCGCUCUGCUCCUGUGCUCCCUGACUCCCUUCCCGCCCUCAUAACCCCCCUCCACCCUCGCCCUCUGUCGACUCGCCCUCUCCGCCUCAGCCAUGGUAAAAGUGUUGAGCCCCAUCUGUGA
Molecule: messenger RNA, 339 nt
Organism: Bipolaris maydis ATCC 48331
Lineage: Eukaryota; Fungi; Ascomycota; Dothideomycetes; Pleosporales; Pleosporaceae
Source: RefSeq, a predicted model, not a curated record